Messenger RNA from Dreissena polymorpha, 6914 nucleotides. RefSeq names its product DNA topoisomerase 2-alpha-like. Gene Ontology annotation, cellular component: nucleus. Bases 301 to 5655 code for a protein of 1784 amino acids. The transcript has 34 exons. Gene Ontology annotation, molecular function: ATP binding; DNA topoisomerase type II (double strand cut, ATP-hydrolyzing) activity; DNA binding. Lineage: Eukaryota; Metazoa; Mollusca; Bivalvia; Myida; Dreissenidae. The record is from RefSeq and is a predicted model, not a curated record. Gene Ontology annotation, biological process: resolution of meiotic recombination intermediates; DNA topological change; sister chromatid segregation.
GGAUAAGCGCUUAAUAGCGACAUCUUGGAAAUGUUAAAUGGCGAAUGCUUUGUCCAGUGCUAUGCCAUUUUAAAGGAAUAGUUGCCUCGUGUUGUGAAAUAUAUCAGAGCAUUUUGUUUCUGGAUAUGAUAUAUGAUAACUGAUCCAUAUAUAUUUGUAAACCAAGCCCAAUGACAGUUGUUUAAACUCUUCAAAAUCUGGCUCUGAUCGGGCUAAGAAACGUUCUCGCCCGGCAACUUGGUAAAAAAUACGCUUCGUCGCUCGUAGAAAAGGUACAGUUUCUUAUGUUGAACAUUUAAGAUGGCACAGCAAGCUGUGGAUUCGGUGAAAGCGUCAGCGCUUUUUAACAAAAUGAAUGGGGCUGAUGAACAAGGGGGCACCAAACCUAAAAGUAAGGGAGCCAGUAAUGGUGCAGAAAACAUGGAUGAGUUCUAUGUACCGGGUCAAGAAGCAGGUGAUGGAGGGGGAACCAAACCAACCAUGAAGCGUAUGUCCAUUGAGAGGAUUUAUCAGAAGAAAUCCCAGCUGGAGCACAUUCUGCUACGACCUGAUACGUACAUUGGAUCAGUGGAGUCUGUCACUCAGCCAAUGUGGGUGCUGAAUGAAGACCAUAGUCAGAUGAUUCUGAGAGACAUAACAUUUGUGCCUGGACUCUACAAAAUCUUUGAUGAAAUUCUUGUAAAUGCGGCCGACAAUAAACAGAGAGAUCCGAAAAUGAACUGUAUAAAAGUGGACAUUGAUGCUGAGAACAACAAGAUCCGUGUCUGGAACAAUGGCAAGGGUAUCCCUGUAGUAGAGCACAAGGAACAUCAGAUGUUUGUACCGACCAUGAUCUUCGGUCACUUGCUCACUUCAAGCAACUAUAACGACGACGAGAAGAAAGUUACUGGUGGUCGAAACGGUUAUGGUGCCAAGCUUUGCAACAUCUUCAGUAACAAGUUUAUAGUGGAGACAUCCAACAAUGACUUCAAGAAGUCUUUUAGACAGACCUGGACAGACAACAUGGGUAAAACCAAGCCCCCAACGCUGACCGAAGCAAAAGAGGAUGAUUUCACAGCCAUAACGUUCUAUCCAGAUCUCACCAAAUUCAAGAUGGCUGCUCUAGAUAAGGACCAUGUUGAUCUGUUCACAAGAAGAGCCUUUGACAUUGCAGCCUCUUCAAAAGACGUUAAAGUAAUACUGAAUGGGAAAAGAGUACCCGUCAAGAAUUUCAAAGAGUAUGUGAACCUGUUCAUCAAGGACAAGGUGGAUGAUAUGGGGGCACCUAUCAAGUUGGUACAUGAGGUCGUCAAUGACCGCUGGGAGGUCGCCGUUGCCAUGAGCGACAAGGGCUUCCAGCAGGCCAGCUUCGUUAAUAGCAUUGCCACCAGCAAGGGAGGUAGACACAUUGACCAUGUAGCCGAUCAGCUUGUGAAGAAGUUACUGGAAACUGUGAAUAAGAAAAACAAGGGGGGCGUGGCAAUCAAGCCUUUCCAGGUGAAGAACCAUCUCUGGCUGUUUGUGAACUGCUUGAUUGAGAAUCCCACAUUCGACUCCCAGACCAAAGAGAACAUGACGCUUCAAGCUAAGGCCUUUGGAUCCAAGUGUUCCCUCACUGACAAAUUCAUUGCACAGGUGAACAAGUGUGGCAUCAUCGAGAACAUUCAGUCGUGGAUGAAGUUCAAGGCCCAAGCUCAGCUGAGUAAGAAGUGCAGCGGGGCAAAGCAUUCCAAGCUCAAGGGCAUUCCCAAGCUGGACGACGCUAACGAUGCAGGGACACGGUACUCAAGGGAGUGCACUCUCAUCUUGACUGAGGGAGACUCGGCCAAGUCAUUGGCAGUUGCAGGUCUUGGAGUGGUGGGCAGAGACAAGUACGGUGUGUUUCCACUGAGAGGUAAAGUGCUCAACGUACGAGAGGCCACACACAAACAGAUCUUGGAGAAUGCAGAGAUCAACAAUGUGAUCAAGAUCUUGGGCCUUCAGUUCAACAACAAGUACGAGGAUGAAGACUCACUGAAGACUCUGCGCUACGGCAAGCUGAUGAUCAUGACUGACCAGGACCAGGACGGGUCCCACAUCAAGGGGCUGCUCAUCAACUUCAUGCAGCACUUCUGGCCCGGACUGCUCAAACACAACAUCAUCAAUCAGUUCAUUACACCCAUCGUGAAGGUGACAAAAGGCAAAGAGGAGUUGGCCUUCUAUAGCUUGCCGGAGUUCGAAGAGUGGAAAGCAGCCACAUCUAACUGGAACACAUGGAAAAUAAAGUACUACAAAGGUUUGGGAACCAGCACAUCUAAGGAGGCAAAGGAGUACUUCAGUGACAUGGCACGGCACCGCAUCGAGUUCAAGUACUCAGGGGUGGACGACGAUGCAGCCAUCAACCUGGCCUUCAACAAGAAGAAGGUGGAGGAGAGGAAAGAGUGGCUCACCAACUGGAUGGAGGAGAAGAAACGGCGCACCGAGAUGGGGCUGCCUCAGCAAUACCUGUACAACAAGAACACAAGGUCGGUCUCGUUCAACGAAUUCAUCAACCGAGAGCUGAUACUCUUCUCCAACAUGGAUCUGGAGCGUUCUAUCCCUUCACUGGUUGAUGGGCUCAAGCCUGGUCAGAGGAAGGUGCUGUUCACGUGUCUCAAGAGGAACCUGGUCAACAAGGAGGUGAAGGUCGCCCAACUGGCCGGCUCAGUGGCUGAACUCUCAGCCUACCAUCAUGGUGAGCAAUCCCUUAUGAGCACAAUAGUUAACCUGGCCCAGAACUUUGUGGGCAGCAACAACAUCAACCUGCUGCAACCCCUGGGUCAGUUCGGUACACGACUACACGGUGGCAAGGAUGCCUCCAGCCCCCGUUACAUCUUCACCAUGCUCAGCCCACUGACCCGGAUCCUGUUCCAAGUGCACGACGAGCCUUUGCUAGAGUUCCAGUACGAUGACAACCUGCGUAUAGAGCCCGAGUGGUACUGCCCCAUCCUGCCCAUGGUGCUGGUGAACGGGGCCGCAGGCAUAGGCACAGGCUGGAGCACCAACAUCCCCAACUACGACGCCCGGGAGAUCGUGGCUAACAUCAAGAGGCUCCUGGAGGGAGAGGAACCGCUUGCCAUGAACCCUUCGUACAAAAACUUCCGGGGCACUAUAGUCCCACUGGUUGACCAAAAGUACGUGGUGAAUGGUGAGAUCUCUGUGGUGGACGAGACCACAGUGGAGAUCACUGAGCUGCCCGUGAAGAAGUGGACCCAGGAUUACAAGGAGGACGUCAUAGAGCCCAUGCUGAACGGGUCGGACAAGACACCUGCACUCAUCACAGACUACAAGGAGUAUCACACUGACUCCACUGUGAAGUUUGUUAUCAAGAUGACCCCAGAGAACCUGGCCAAGUCUGAGGAGGCUGGACUGCACAAGGUGUUUAAGCUGCAGUCAUCAAUCGCCACGUCAUCCAUGGUGCUGUUUGACCACAAUAACUGCAUCAAGCGGUACGACUCUGUUGAUGUGAUACUGCGGGAGUUCUUUGACCUGAGACUGGUGAUGUACAAGAAACGCAAGGACUACCUCGAGGGAAUGCUGGCCGCAGAGUCUCUCAGGUUCGACAACAUCGCACGAUUUAUCAUGGAGAAGAUUGAAGGAACUGUUACCAUCGAAAACAAGAAGAAGAAGGACCUGAUAGAGAUGUUGGUGAGGCGAGGCUAUGACUCUGACCCUGUCAAGGCAUGGAAGGACGCACAGAACAAGGGAAAGGUUGAAUCUGAAGACCUGAACGAGAACACAGAAGUAGUUGAGGAGGCAGGUCCAGACUUCAACUACAUCCUGUCCAUGCCCCUGUGGAGCCUCACAAAGGAGCGCAAGGAUGACCUGCUGGCCAAGAGGGACGCCAAGGCCAAGGAGCUCUCCGACCUCCGCAGGAAGUCUCCCAGCGACCUAUGGAAGGACGACCUUGAGAACUUCCUUGUAGAGCUUGAUAAAGUGGAAUCCCAAGAGAGGGAGGAUGAGAAUGCACACAUCACAGGCAAGGGCAAGGCCGGGGCCGGCAAGGGGAAGCCCAAGACCAAGGCCCUUAAGGUGGAGGUGAUGCCCUCGCCAAUGGGACGCAGGGUGGAGCCCAAGUUUGACUCCAUCAAGAAGAAGGCAGAAGUUGUGAAGAAGGGAAAGGAUCGCAAAGAAGCAGCUAAGAGUGGCAAGAAUCUGGACUUUGUGAAAAUGGAGGAUGAAGACAGCAAUGAGCCGUUGUCCCUCGCUGACCGGCUCAAACAGAAGGGCAGUCCUGUGGAUAUCAUGAAAACUGCAGGGUCCGCAGGGGCUGAGAAGGACAAGAAACCAAAAGUUGCAAAAGAGCCCAAGGCAGCUAAAGAACCCAAAGCCCAGACUGCACAGGCUAAUCUGGGACGAGAUAUGCACACUUUGGCUGCAGCCCCAAGACAGAAGAAAGCCUCUGGCUCUCCGAAGAAGAAGGGCAAGAAGCGCAACCCCUGGUCCGACUCGGAAGAGGAGGCGGAGGUGUCUGAUAUCUCUGAUGAGGACAUGGAUGGGAGCUUCCUGGGCACGUACAUCCCCAGGGAGGCACCCCGAAGGGCUGCUGCCGCGAAGGUCAAGUACACUUUUGACAAAGACGACGACGAAGUUGAAAGUGAAGGUGAUGAUGAGUUUGUUGUCAACGAUGGCGCUGUGGCAGAUAACGGACCCAGAACUGUUGUCAGUGAUGAUGAUGAUGACGACGAGGAUUUCGGUGCCCCCAAGGCCAAGUCUACUGCCGUUAAAGAACCUGUGAAAAAGAAAGCGGCAGCCGUCGUCAGUGAUGAUGAUGAUGACGACGAGGAUUUCGGUGCUCCCAAGGCCAAGUCUACUGCCGUUAAAGAACCCGUGAAAAAGAAAGCGGCAGCUGUGAUUGAAUCAGACUCGGACUUUGGUGCCCAGGACAGUGACCACGAACGGUCUAAGGUGAGCACGGACGACGACUGGUUGAGAAUCACGGGCCAGACCGGCGGGAACAAGUCCUCACAGUCCGGAGCCUCAGAGGAAAAGUCCAACACAGAGCCCAGCAUGUUCACCAACAGCGAUGACGAGGGCCCCAGGCCAGCAGACAGUCCCGUGAGUGAUCUCUUUAAGCCAACAAACACGCUCAAACCUGCGGGAGCACAGAAAAAGACUGCGGCCGCUAAGAAGGCACCUGGUGAAAAGAAGCCACCUGGUGAAAAGAAGCCAAGAGCACCAGCAAAGAAAAAAGCAGAGAAAAAAGAUGACAAACAGCCUGGCAUAGCUGCAGCCAUGGCAAAAAGCACUGCAGCUCAAACGAAGAAAAAUCCUGUCAUUGUUAGCGAUUCAGAUGAUGAUGCCUCAAAUGCUGGGGUUAGUUCGGCAGCCCCUAGAGAGCCGAAAGAGAAGAAAGCGGCUGCUAAAAAGACCAAGAAGAAGAACCCCUGGUCAGAUGACAGUGAAGACGAAGCACCGAAGAAAGCAUCAAAGAAACGGCCUAUGGAUGAAUCAGACGUGUCAGAUCUUAGCGACGUGGAAGUUAAGCCAAAAAAGUCCAAACCUGCAAAGAAGAAGAAGGCAGCCAGUGAUGAUAAUUUCAGUGCCUCAGACAUGGAUGAUGAAGUGGUAGCUGCCCCGGCGCCAUCUCGCGGGGGUGGAAGGGCGCGGGCCCCAGUCAAAUACAACUUUGAUGACUCCGAUGAAGACUUUGAAUGAGGGCACAGAGUUUUGCAUGUGCGUAAAGUUUCGGGACAUUUUACGCCUAAGCUGAAGUUUCGAUAAGAAGAGAUUUUCUGUAAAGAAAUGCCAUAAAAAGCAAUCAAUCUUCUUCUUGUCAUUUGUGAAAACUGUUUUGGCGAAUCUCGUCUGACUUGUGACUCGUGAUUUUGUGAAGGGUUCAGUGGUAUGAUAGCAUGUUUGAGUGGGUCCUGCAGCCUUUGGAGCCAGCGCAGUUGUAUUGAAUCGAAGGGAUUCUCUUGCAGUGAAAAACGUCGCUCAGGUUUCUCUUAGCAAAAAUGUCAAGUUUUUUUCUUUAAAAUGAGCAGAAUUUAGUACAAUGCAUUUUUCUUUUUAUUAAUUACUGAUAAUUGAAAAUGUUCUAAAUGACAUGUUGAUAUAAAUAUUUACAUGGUUGUCUGAACAAAAUGCAUGGACUACUGUUAUGUCAAUGUGUCAUUGUGCGUUUUCGGUCAUGUUUUUGUGUAGAACGUUGUUCCUUUUUGAUAUUUUUGUUUAAAAAGAUGUUUUAACAAACAAUGUUAAUAUUCACAGCAAAAAGAAUAUUGCAGAGUUUCCAAUAAUAAUUUUUAAAAAGGCAAGGCAAAGAGCAAGUGGGCAAGUUAAAUGUAGAAAUACGAAUUAGUUAAUUUAGUUUUUUCUAUUUAUAUGAUGGGUGAAUGUGACAGUGUAACACUUUAAGCUCUGAUUGUAAAUAUUGAAGAAGACCCAGUCAUUUAACAUAACUUGGUCUUCACAGUCCUGUAUAUUGCAUGUGUGUAUAAGUGGAUUUUAUUACUAUGUACAUUAAUUCAUUACUUUUUACUUUUCAACAUUUUUUCUAAUUCACACGUUAUUCAGUUUUCGUUAUUUGUAAACAAAACAUUACAUGUCUUAAUGUAUUUUUAUUGUGUACAUACAGUGUAACAGCAUUUUAUGAAUCUUUUUGUCAUUUCAUUGUAUAUAUUACUGGCAAUUGAACAGUAAAAAUGCUACAUGUGAAUGUCAACAUCAUUGUAGAGAUCUGUAUCUUUGUCUGCAACUUAUCUUACACAUAUAACAAUAUUCUCGACAGCCAUUUCAUAAGUUUCUGGAUCUCCAAUACCAUUGUUUCCAACAGUUUUGUUUUCUCUAAGCUUUUACUCUACAGCACAUUUCCUAUGUACAUAUUCACCUCUCUUUUAUUCAAAGCUUGUCAACAUGUUCGGAAACUUCAUUUGUACAAGUGUCAUCUCAAUCUAGAUAAAUAAUUAUAUUUG